UCCCUUUUCGGGUACGGGGAGGGGCUGCAAUGGUGGUAGGCGGAGAGGAGGGGAUGAGCGUGUAGCUGCUUCAUGGCGGAGACUGCCGGAGAGGGAGUGGCAUCUCGCGUGGAGCUUGGAGACGGCGGAGGAGAAGGACGUCGCCGUUGUUAGCGGGCCGACCGCAAUGGCAACGCCGCCGCCGCCGCCGCCAGCGUUCGUGUACCGGAUCAGCACGGGGAGCGAGUGGGCGGAGCUCCAGCGCACCGGCGGCACCCUCGGCGGCGACCUCGACCGCUCCACCGGCUGCUUCCACCUCAGCGACCUCGCCCAGGUGAAGAUGACACUGAAGAAUUAUUUCCGUGGGCAAAAUGAUCUGUACCUGCUACAAAUUGACACUGCCAAGAUUGCAGAUGGCUUAAUUUAUGAGGCAGCUGAUGGCUGUAACUAUUUUCCUCAUUUCUAUGGCCCUGAUCGGAGCUUUGCACCCCUUCAACUAAGUGCUGUUGUCAAGGCAGACAAAAUAGAGCUGACGAACAAUGAUUUUACUUGCAGUCUACUUGAUGGAGCACCCAUCUAAUUCUAAUGUGUAACUGUAAGGUUUCACCCUUGGCCCUUGUUUCCAUAAUUUCCUUGUAAGUUCCUUGCCAAAUUUAUUGAAGAGAGGUUGUCCACAUGCUUAUGCUAGUAAUGGAAAGUACACAAAUUUAAUGUCAA
Hordeum vulgare subsp. vulgare (domesticated barley) is the source of this 696-nucleotide messenger RNA. RefSeq lists its product as uncharacterized. The transcript has 4 exons. The coding region runs from base 167 to 559 and encodes 130 amino acids. The record is from RefSeq and is a predicted model, not a curated record. NCBI's taxonomy places the organism in Eukaryota, Viridiplantae, Streptophyta, Magnoliopsida, Poales, Poaceae.